AUGUAUAUAAUCAAGUUGAAUUACAUGAAAAAAGCAGUACUCGUGGAAUGGCACUCAUGUCGUUUUUAUUACAAAGUAAAAAUCAAUGUACUAAGUCUUUAUUAUCAAAAAAAACACAGUGAACAUGUAUUACAAAGACGGCUAGUGUUACGAAGAAUAAUAAAUAUUAUUAAAUUUAUUGGAACUCAGGGUCUGGCAUUCAGAGGAAAACAUGAAGCAGCAUUUUCGCUUGACAAUAAUAAUACUAAUCAUGGAAAUUUUCUUGCACUAGUUUUACUACUUGCCAAAUAUGAUCCUGUACUUGAUCGCCAUGUUAAUACAUCGAUAGAAGCAAGUAAAAAAAGAAAAGAAACUCAUCAUAAUACUAAAGGCCUUGGUAACUUAGUAACUUUUUUAUCUAAAACAACAAUUAAUAAACUUAUUAAUAUUUGUGGAAAUCAAAUUCAAUUGGCAAUCGCUUCUCAAGUAAAAGAAGCGUGGAAGUUAAGUUUAGAAGUAGACUCGUGCCAAGAUGUAGGAGUAAUGGAUCAAGUUGCAAUUUGUGUUAGAUAUGUACGAAAUGGCAUUGUACAUGAAAGAUUAUUAUGUAUGACUCCUAUCCGUACUGCUGGAAGACAAUAUUUUGAAUUGGUCAAAACUAUUUUGAAUAAUUUAGGGUUAGAUAUUAGAAAUAUAAUCAUUUCAGCUUUUGACGGUGCUAGUAAUAUGUCUAGAAGAUAUAACGGACUCCAAGCAGCGUUAAAAGAAGUGUCGCCUUUAAUGAUUUAUACACAUUGUUAUGCUCAUUCACUUAAUUUAGUUAUGGUUGGCUCAUGUUCAAGUUGCUUAGAAGCACGCUUAUUUUUUGGAUUAUUAGAAAAAGUAGCAGUAUUUAUAGGAAAUCCUUAUAAACGUACAUCAAAGUGGAUUGAAAAUUUGGAUCAAUUGGUUGAAGGACGUGAGACACUGAGACGAUUACAAAAGAUUGGAACUACUAGAUGGUGGGCCAAAGAUAAAGCGCUUGAAACUAUAUUUGAUGUAAACAGGUAUUGGCCAGAAGGUGCCUUGAAUAUGAGCUGGCCAUCCUUGCGGUCCGAUGUGUAA
This is a messenger RNA of Myzus persicae (green peach aphid), 1083 nucleotides long. RefSeq names its product zinc finger MYM-type protein 1-like. Lineage: Eukaryota; Metazoa; Arthropoda; Insecta; Hemiptera; Aphididae. The transcript has a single exon. The record is from RefSeq and is a predicted model, not a curated record. Bases 1 to 1083 code for a protein of 360 amino acids.